This is a messenger RNA of Aspergillus lentulus, 729 nucleotides long. RefSeq lists its product as uncharacterized. The record is from RefSeq and is a predicted model, not a curated record. Lineage: Eukaryota; Fungi; Ascomycota; Eurotiomycetes; Eurotiales; Aspergillaceae.
AUGUCUGGCGUAUUAGACGGCCCCGCUGGGUUUGCGCUCCGCAAGAAUGGCACCUGUCUCGACACAGAGGUAGACUGUGGUGCCACCCUUCACCCCUUUCGAGCCUGUUGUCCCGCGGGCUCACACUGUCCAAGCCAAUACAAUGUGGACUGCUGUCCAUCCGCCGCAAACUGCACACAGCUGCUUGUGGAGACGCCGAAAUGCGCCAAUGAGACGUGGGAUUUGUACAAUUAUUACGGAUACUUUUGCUGUGAGAAUGGGACAACAGCCUUCGGGACAAGUUCGAACAGUGAUGGCUGCGCGCUGCCGGGGUAUAAAUUCGAUAGCUCUGAGACUCUGUUGCCGGUUGUCUCCAAGGGGAAGGCAUCGGUUGCGACAUCGACUUCCUCUGUAACAUCCGCAGCGACGAGCUCUACAUCCGCGACAUCACCAAUACAGACGUCCACUCAGUCCUCCGAAGCGCCCUCCAAGACAAACACAGGAGCCAUUGCAGGAGGUGUAGUCGGCGGCGUGGCUGGAGUAGCCCUCAUCGCUUUCUUGGUGUGGUGGCUUCUCAGUCGCCGAACGAAACGUCAACCAGUCGUCCCCGCGCCACAGGUAGUCCCCGUCACAGAUUACAAGAAUAAUAGCCAUAUGGUCAGUGAACUUGACGGCCGCAGUCCUGCACAUGAACUUGAGGGCCAGGUGAAUCCUCACGAGUUACCGGCGGACUCGACAUUCCGUCGAUGA